This is a messenger RNA of Lycium barbarum (goji berry), 2586 nucleotides long. RefSeq names its product thioredoxin-like 1-1, chloroplastic. The coding region runs from base 1353 to 2033 and encodes 226 amino acids. NCBI's taxonomy places the organism in Eukaryota, Viridiplantae, Streptophyta, Magnoliopsida, Solanales, Solanaceae. The transcript is spliced from 4 exons. The record is from RefSeq and is a predicted model, not a curated record. Gene Ontology annotation, biological process: cell redox homeostasis.
CCUGUUCAUUUCAUUUUGUGCCAUUUGCAAACCUUUUUCUUCAUUUGUACCCUUUGCUUACUUUAAUCUCCAUUGAAGAAAAACAAACAAACCCUUUUUGUAUCGGUAAAGGGCCAAAUAUAGUCUAUACUAUUGGAAAAGGGUCAAAUAUAUCUCUCGUUAUAGUUUGGGUCUAAAUAUACCCUUGCUAUUAUACUUUGGGUCAGAUAUACCCCUCAUUUUAACGGAGAGACACGUGUCAUCAUCCUAUUGGUCUAUUUUAAAAUAUCUCUUAAUCAAUAAAAAUCCAACUCAUAACCCGGUAUCUAAUAAAAAAAAUCCAUAUCCAUACCCGGUAUCCAAUUAAAAUGAAAUCUUUGCUCUUCCUUCGCCGCCGGUCCAUUUCAUCAAAGCUUUCAUCUUUAUGCAUUUGCAUUUUGCUAUACUUUUGCUUUUUUUUCCAUCAAUCAAAAUCUAAUUCUUCUUCCACUUCAGCAAAUCUUUCAGCUUUCUGCUUUUACUAUGCUACUGUGUUGUUUAUUAUCAAUCGGAUGGACUUUUUUCCUAUUCAAUAUUUUCAGCUUGAACAAAAUUUUCAACUUUAUGUAUGUAUAUGCUAUUAUUUUCUUUAUCCUCCAUCAAAAUUGGUUUCUUUCUUCAUUGCGACAAAGUUCUUAGCUUUCUGCAUUUACUAUGCUAUUAUGUUAUUUAUUCUCAAUCAAUAUUGAAUUCAAUUUUAAUGGUGAAUUUGAUGGUCCCACUAUUACCAUAUUUAAUCUGCUCCAAGGCAUUUAAUCUGCAAAGAAGAAGAAGGGGAGCAAAACUUUCAUUUUAAUUGGAUACCGGGUGUGGAAAUGAAUUUUUUAAUGGAUACUAGGUUAUGGGUUGGAUUUUAAUUAAUUAAGAGAUAAUUUAAAAUAGAUCAAUAGGAUGAUGACACGUGUCCCUUCAUUAAAACGAGCGGUAUAUUUGAGCCAAAGUAUAACAGCAGGGGUAUAUUUGAACCCAAAGUAUAACGGCAGGGGUAUAUUUGGACCCAAAGUAUAACUAGAGGUAUAUUUGACCCUUUUCCGUUUUUAUAUUCCCAAUUUCCAAUCUCAAUAUUUAAAACCUCUCGAAUUCAAAUAAAUCAAGAAAUAAAAAUACAUGGCAAAAUUGGUGAAAAAUGCUGUUUUUUCCCCAUCAACUUCUAGUUUUGGUGAUAUUCAACAUGGGGUUUGUUCUUUUCCUAUGAAAUUUAAAAAUCCAAAUUCAUUUGGGAUUUCAUUAUCAACAAGUAAUGAUUUUUUGGGUGCUAAUAUUUCUCAAAGAGGACGCUUAAGUUUUCCAAGUUCAAUAGAAGAAAUAACAAAUAUGCAGCUACCAGUGCUCAGAUGAGCAUUGGAGUUAAGAAAGCACCAAAAUGGUGGGAGAAAGGGCUUCAACCUAACAUGAAAGAGGUGACUGGUGCCCAAGACUUUGUCGACUCCCUUCUAAGCGCCGGAGAUAAACUAGUAGUUGUUGAUUUCUUUUCCCCUGGCUGUGGAGGCUGCAAAGCCCUUCAUCCAAAGAUAUGUCAGCUAGCAGAAAUGAAUCCGGACGUGCAGUUCUGGCAUGUGAACUAUGAGGAACUCAAGUCAAUGUGUUACUCACUGAACGUACACGUUCUCCCAUUUUUCCGUUUCUAUAGAGGUGCUGAAGGUCGUCUUUGUAGCUUUAGCUGUACCAAUGCCACGAUAGAAAAAUUCAAAGAUGCAUUGGCAAAGUAUGGCGCAGAUUGUUGCAGCCUCGCACCAGUCAAAGGGCCUAAGGAGAAAGAGCUACUUGCGCUAGCAGCUAACAAGGACCUAUCUUUUGCGUACACACCAGAAACAGAAGAACCAGUACCUGUUGUUGCCUUACAAGAAGAUAUGGUGAUAAAAACAAACCGAACAUUUUCAUCUCAUCCAAUUACAUUUCGCCCCUUAUUGCUUCCACUUCCGCUUCCCCUCACGUCAGCUUCACAUAAGGCCAAAUACGACUCAAAAGAAGUGAAGCUUGUUAAGAAAAUGGGCAUUCUGACACCACGUGCCUAGAACUGGACAUGAAGCGUGGAUAAUAUAACAUGAUGGUGCAAUAUUCGGCAAACCAAGAAUAUGGAUGGAUCUAGCUCUUGCUCAGACCAUAUAAAAAGUUGACAUUUUGCGAGUAAAUUGUUUCAUAGAGGUAAUAUACGCACAAUUGUCUUGUGUUUUUUUGGUGAUGUACGUUCUGUGUUUUUUUAUGUACACAAUGUUGCGGCAAUGGAUUGAAGAUGACAUGUACCAUACUGUAUCUGGUUGUUAUACAUAUUGUCCGGUAUCUAUCUAUUCUUAGCUGGAGCAACAGACAGGCACUCUUUGACUUUCUCCUUUUUUUCACUAGGACUCUAGGAGAAAAGUAAGUGCAUUUCUAGUAAUAUGCUUUACUUGUUUCUGAAUCUGUUGGUGAUUGAGAAUUACAGAAAUACUAAGUUUGAAAUUUACACUUCCAAGUCUUUAUUUGUAUAUACUCUUCUAAGUUAUGUCCUUCCGCUUUUAUUUAUUCCAUACAUAGGUAAAUAGUAGAGAUUUGGUGCACAGCCUAACAGACGAACACGAUUGCGAAAAG